AUGAUAAAUAAGGAUUGGGUUGAGUUGCCUCCACAUAGUGAAGGUUAUAAGGAUGGUGUUGAUAACUUUUUGGAUAUUGGAUACACCAAAGGAAUAGUUGAAGGAAUAGAGAUUUUGUGCCCUUGUGCUAUAUGUUGUAAUGAUAGUUGGAAAGAGAGAGAUGUAGUGUAUGACCAUUUACGUAGCAAAGGAUUUGUAAAGGGAUACACAGAAUGGAUUUACCAUGGUGACGAUAAAAUUCUUAUGGAUCUUGAUGGGGAUACUAAUGAUGAAACAUCAUCUGAUUCAUCAUCUGAUGAUAUUGACGGCUUGUUGUUUGAGACGUUUAAAGAUGUUGCUGAAGGUGGAGUACAUGAAGGGCUAAAUGAAGACGCAAGGAAAUUUUAUAAACUAGUUGAUGAUUCAAAUCAAGAGUUGUAUCCUGGCUGUGAAAAAUUCUCCUCAUUAUCAUUCACCAUUCGAAUGUAUUUGUUGAAAUGUCUCCAUGGAUGGAGCAAUGCAUCGUUCACUGCUCUCUUAGAGUUGUUGAAAGAGGCUAUGCCAGAAUUGAACAUCCCUGUCUCUUUCAAUAAAACAAAGUCUAUGAUAAAGGAUUUGGGCUUAGACUAUAAAAAGAUUCACGCAUGUCCCAACAAUUGCAUGUUGUUUUGGAAAGAGUACGGGGAAGAUGACUCGUGUCAUCUUUGUGGAGCAUCCAGGUGGAUUGAAUAUCCUGAAGUUGAUUGUGCUCCCGGAGAUUCUAAAAAACCUCAAAAGGUUCCUGCCAAAGUUCUAAGACAUUUUCCUCUGAUUCCAAGAUUGAAAAGACUUUUUAUGUGUUCAAAGACAGCUGACACAUUGAGGUGGCACGCAGAGGAGCGUUCAAGGGAUGGUAGGUUAAGGCACCCAGCUGAUGGCCAAGCAUGGAAAGACUUUGAUGCAACAUAUCCAGAUUUUUCUCUUGAGACUCGUAACAUCCGGCUUGGGUUGGCAAGUGAUGGGUUUAAUCCAUUUAAGACUAUAAGUCUUUCACAUAGCACAUGGCCUGUUGUACUAACAAUAUAUAAUUAUGCGCCCAAUUUGUGCUUGAAGGCAGAAAACUGUUUGAUGUCGUUACUUAUUCCUGGGCCACAUUCUCCUGGAAAUGCAAUUGAUGUGUAUAUGCAGCCACUUAUUGAGGAACUUAAGAUAUUGUGGGAUGUUGGUGUAGAAACAUAUGAUAUCUCAAAAAAUGAAUCAUUUCAGAUGCGUGCAGCUCUUUUGUGGACUGUGAAUGACUUCCCUGCAUAUGCUAUGCUAUCUGGUUGGAGUACUAAAGGGAAGUUUGCUUGCCCUGCUUGUAAUCAUAAAACUUCUUCAACUUACUUGAAACAUAGCAAGAAGAUGUGUUAUAUGGGUCAUCGAGUCUUUUUGGAUUCAAAUCAUGUAUGGAGGGCAAAUGCAGCUUCUUUUGAUGGAAAAACAGAAUAUAGGUCUCCACCCACCUUGUUGAGUUCAAAAAGGAUUUUAAAAGACUUGAAACACAUCCCCGAUGUAUUGGGGAAGGAAUAUAAGAAAAAAAGGCGUGGUCCGUGGAAGAAAAAAUCUAUCUUUUGGCAAUUGCCAUAUUGGAAUGAUAUUUCCUUGCGCCAUAAUUUAGAUGUUAUGCAUAUAGAGAAGAACAUUUGUGAUAAUAUAAUUGGUACUCUCUUAGAGAUUGAAGGGAAGAAAAAGGAUCAUGCGAAUGCUCGUUUGGACCUACAACACAUGAGGAUUAGAAAAAAUCUCCAUUUGAAGGCAACGAGUGAUGGUAAGAAAACUCAAAUCCCUAAAGCAUGUUGCUCCCUAACAAAGCAUGAGAAGUCUGUUUUUUGUGGUGUUUUAAAGAUAGCAAAACUUCCUGAUGGCCUUGCUUCUAAUAUUUCUCGAUGUGUUCAAGUUAAUGAAGGGAAAAUUUCUGGGUACAAGAGUCAUGAUGCUCAUAUUAUACUCCAUUACUUGUUGCAAGUAGCAAUAAGAGGGAUAACACCUAAUCAAGUUUCUAUACCUUUGAUUCGGCUUUGUUCCUUUUUUCGGUGUUUAUGCCAAAAGGUUAUAGAGGUGAAAACUUUGGAUAACUUGGAAGUAGAGAUUGCUGAAACACUUUGUCAAUUGGAGCGUAUCUUCCCUCCAAGUUUCUUUGACAUAAUGGUUCACUUACCAAUUCACCUUGCAAAUGAAGUCAGAUUGGGUGGACCGGUUCAAUUUCGAUGGAUGUAUUAUAUGGAAAGAUAUUUGGGUGAUUUAAAAUCUUUUGUUCGUAAUAGGAGUCGUCCGGAGGGUUCUAUUGCUGAAGCAUACUUGGUCAAAGAAUCUCUAACAUUCUGUUCAAGAUAUUUGUCUAGUGGUGUAGACACAAGGAUGAAUAGAAUGACACGAAAUAGUGAUGAUACUCCUAGCAUAGGUCAUCCGAUUGGGGGAAAGAAACUAAUUUCUCUUGAUCAGAAGUUGCAAAACCAAGCUCAUGGUUACAUUUUAUUCAAUUGUGAUGAAGUGCAAGAAUACAUUAGGUAUAAUCAUCUACUUGCUACAACCUUUCAUUAUGAUAAUGAGUUUCUUUUUCUUUUGUAUUGA
Trifolium pratense (red clover) is the source of this 2571-nucleotide messenger RNA. RefSeq lists its product as uncharacterized. The record is from RefSeq and is a predicted model, not a curated record. Bases 1 to 2571 code for a protein of 856 amino acids. The transcript has a single exon. Lineage: Eukaryota; Viridiplantae; Streptophyta; Magnoliopsida; Fabales; Fabaceae.